Messenger RNA from Bombyx mandarina (wild silkworm), 1315 nucleotides. RefSeq names its product sirtuin 6 (gene Sirt6). Gene Ontology annotation, cellular component: nucleus. Gene Ontology annotation, biological process: negative regulation of transcription by RNA polymerase II. Gene Ontology annotation, molecular function: histone H3K9 deacetylase activity, NAD-dependent; NAD+ binding; transcription corepressor activity. Lineage: Eukaryota; Metazoa; Arthropoda; Insecta; Lepidoptera; Bombycidae. The record is from RefSeq and is a predicted model, not a curated record.
UCCAUUAAAUCGAAUAUUAUUACAGUCGCUCAUUUUUUCUUAAAGUAUAAGAAAUUAAAUACGUCGAUAAUUAGAAGCUCUCUUCUCUGUCCAUAUUAUGAAAAAAUAUCCAUAGUUUAAUUUAAAUAAUGGUUCAAUGAAAAUCUGUGUAAGUGCCAUUAGUUAAAUUGUCUCCCAAAAAUGUCUUGCAAUUAUGCAGAAGGACUAUCACCUUAUGAAAACAAAGGUAUACUAGGAGUCCCAGAGAAAUUUGAUUCAAAUGACAAACUGAACCAGAAAUGUGUACUCUUGGCUCAACUUGUGAAAGAUAGUAAACAUAUUGUUGUCCACACUGGAGCUGGCAUAAGUACUUCUGCGGGUAUUCCAGACUUUAGAGGGCCAAAUGGAGUGUGGACUUUAGAGAAGGAAGGUAAAAAGCCAACCAUCAAUGUAUCAUUUGCUGAUGCACAACCCACAAAAACCCAUAUGAUUUUAAAAAAGUUGGUUGAAAUAAAAAAACUUAAAUACAUUGUGAGUCAAAACAUUGACGGACUUCAUCUCAAGUCUGGUGUCCCAAGAAAAUUCUUAGCUGAACUACAUGGAAAUAUGUUUAUUGAUGAAUGUAACAUCUGCAAGAGACAGUUUGUCCGUAGCAGUCCUGUCGAAACUGUUGGCAAGAAAUGCAGUGGUGUGCCUUGUGCAGCUCACCAUGUGACGGGUAGACCUUGCCGUGGUAGAUUAUAUGACGGAGUGCUUGACUGGGAGCAUAGCUUGCCUGAAAAUGAUUUGUUAAUGGCGGAAUGGCAUUCAAGUAUUGCAGACUUGAGCAUAUGUCUAGGUACAACACUUCAAAUAGUACCAAGUGGUAAUUUACCACUAGAGACUAUUAAAUAUGGUGGAAAGUUAGUUAUUUGCAACCUACAACCAACAAAACAUGACAAUAAAGCUGAUCUCCUAAUAAAUUAUUAUGUAGAUGAUGUACUUGAGAAAGUAAUGGACAUCUUAGGAAUUGAAAUCCCCAGUUAUAAUGAAUCUGAGAACCCCAUGAAAUUUGCAGAAACAGCUAUUAUUGACUGGUCAAUAGACAGAAAAGAUGUCUUAGCUUUAGAAAAGACAUUCAAAUCAAAAUGCAAAGGAGUUAAAAAGAAACGAAUAUUAAUAAAAACAAAAAGAUUUACCAGUAAUGCCAAUGAUAUUGAAAAAUCAAAAAUGAUCAAAUUGGAAGUUAAGGAAGAGAAUGAAACUAAAGACUGGCCAUUGAAACCUUCGGAUCAAGAAUUUAUAAUUGAUCAAAAGGGUUCUAUUGUGUCUUGAUAAAAUUAUAAUAACUGUGAAA